Orycteropus afer afer is the source of this 684-nucleotide messenger RNA. NCBI's taxonomy places the organism in Eukaryota, Metazoa, Chordata, Mammalia, Tubulidentata, Orycteropodidae. The record is from RefSeq and is a predicted model, not a curated record.
AUGGCCAUGGGGAAUCACUCUGCUGUGACCGAAUUCCUUCUGGUGGGGCUCUCCCAAUACCCGGAGCUCCAGCUCUCUCUGUUUGCGCUCUGCCUCAUCAUGUACCUGAUCAUCCUCCUGGGAAACAGCCUCCUCAUUCUCAUCAGCAUCCUGGAUUCCCGCCUCCACACCCCCAUGUACUUCUUCCUUGGGAACCUCUCAUUCUUGGACAUCUGUUACACAUCAUCAACCAUUCCUCCAAUGCUUGUCAUAUUUCUGUCUGGGAGAACAUCCAUCUCCUUCAUUGGCUGUGCUCUUCAGAUGGUCAUCUCGCUUGGCUUGGGUUGCACUGAGUGUGUUCUCCUGGCCGUGAUGGCCUAUGACAGGUAUGUGGCCAUCUGCAACCCACUGAGGUACCCCAUCAUCAUGAAUAGGGUACUCUGUGUGCACAUGGCUGUGUGGUCCUGGAUCACAGGCUGUCUAAACUCCCUAGUGCAAACAAUUCUGACAAUGUUAUUGCCUUUCUGUGGGAAUAAUGUCAUUGACCAUCUUACCUCUCACCUGACUGUUGUCAUCUUAUUCUAUGGUUCAGCCCUUUUUAUGUACAUGAAGCCCAAGUCAAAGGACACAAAGACAUCAGAUGAGAUCAUUGGGCUGUCUUAUGGAGUGGUGACCCCAAUGUUGAACCCAAUCAUUUACAGUCUG